AUGGCAACUGAUGAUGCAGCUGACGCUGCAUUUAGACAAAUUGAUACAAAUCGUGAUGGACGUAUUGAUCCAAAUGAAUUUCGUAAUUGGAUUUCAAGUACUGAAGGAUUGACUGCAUCAAAUGAAUCAAUAACUCGUGAACUGCAUCGUUAUGAUGAGGCAAGUCGAUUUGGUCGAUAUCAAUAUGCAGAUAGAUAUUAUGAUGAUGUGGGAUAUACGGGUGAUACAUAUAGUUGGUGUGGAAAUAGGAGAUGGGCUGAUGAUACAGUGAUCAAUACAAAUAGUGCAGAAGAAACCAAUCGUUAUCUGGAAAAAUCAGGUACGAAUAUUUAUCAUGAUCCUAAUCCAAGAAUUAUUCGACGAGCAAGAAGUACAAGUCCAGUAACACUUGAACAACGAGUUCUUGUUCGAUAUCUUCAACCACCAGCUGUACCACCACCAGGACCACUUAUUAUUAAAGAAGUGCGUCCACCACAACCAUCACCACCUCCACCACUUGUCAUACGCGAACAUCCGCCACCUCUUCCUUCACCAUCUCCACUUAUCUUACGUGAACGACCACCAACACCACCAAAACAUAUUCCUGGUGAAACAAUUAUUCGUACUUUACCUGCUUUACCGGUUCCACCACGAUCAGUUGUCAUCGAACGGUUUCCACCUGCUCCAGAAAAACCACGUGAUAUUAUAAUUGAACGAUGGAUUCCCUAUGGGCCUCAAGCUGAACGACGUACAAUUGUUGAACCUGCUCCUCCUGCUAGAGAAUAUCAACCACCAUCUAAUACUACUAUUAUUUAUUCUGCUGUUGAAACACGUGUAGUUCGAAAAUUUAACAAUCUUGGUGUUACACAAGAAGAUCCUGAAUCUUAUAGAUCUCGUUAUGGGUCAUCACUUUUAGAUUCCAUAACACUUGUUCAACACGCUCGCAAUGCUGGUGUUGUUGAAGAUAUAACGCCUCCAGCAUGGUCAUCUUCAUCAUAUACAAUUGGACGUGAAUAUCCUACUUAUUAUGAUCGAUCAUAUGAUAGAAUCGAUGGAGAUUAUCCAGGAAUUGUUCGAACUAGGAUUGACCAAUACCACUAA
Rotaria sordida is the source of this 1080-nucleotide messenger RNA. Lineage: Eukaryota; Metazoa; Rotifera; Eurotatoria; Philodinida; Philodinidae. The record is from the annotation of a GenBank genome assembly.